CGUGAUAGAGAGAAAGAGAGAGGGGGGGGAGGAGACAAAUAGUGUGAGAGUGACAGCGUGAUAGAGAAAGAGAGAAGGAGGGAGAGAGAGAGAGAGAGGGAGCGAGAGAACGGUCGGUCCAGGUGCAGCAGAGCUGAUUGUUGCGGUGCGGUGCGGUGUGGUGCUGACCCGUCCGGUCCGGUCCGGUCCCAGGAUGUGGCUGCUGGACUGGAUCGUCUCGCUCAACUCCGCCGUGGUCAAGCUCGCCAGCGGCCUGAGGUGCAAGCCUGACCCCCAUCCUCGGGGUGCGUCCCAGCAGACGGACUCCCCCCUCCCAGAGACGGACGAGAUCCUGGGCUCAGACGACGAGGAGCAGGAGGACCCCAACGACUACUGCAAGGGUGGCUACCACCAUGUGAAGAUCGGGGACCUGUUUAACGGACGCUACCAUGUGAUCCGCAAGCUCGGCUGGGGCCACUUCUCUACUGUGUGGCUGGCCUGGGACGUCCAGGGUAAGCGGUUCGUGGCCAUGAAGGUGGUGAAGAGUGCAGAGCACUACACAGAGACGGCUCUGGAUGAGAUCAAGCUCUUGCGCGCAGUGCGGAACAGUGACCUGGGCGACCCCUGCCGAGAGAAAGUGGUGCAGCUGCUGGACGACUUCAAGAUCUCCGGCGUCAACGGCACCCAUGUGUGUAUGGUGUUUGAAGUCCUCGGCCACCACCUGCUUAAGUGGAUCAUUAAGUCCAAUUACCAGGGUCUGCCUCUAGCCUGCGUGAAGGGCAUCAUCAGACAGGUUCUGCAGGGUCUAGACUACCUGCACAAUAAGUGCAAGAUCAUCCACACGGACAUCAAGCCGGAGAACAUCCUGCUGAGUGUGAACGAGCCGUACGUGCGGCGGCUGGCUGCAGAGGCCAGCGAGUGGCAGCGCACUGGAGGACCGCCGCCGUCAGGGUCCGCAGUGAGUACAGCUCCAGCUCAGAAACAACCCCAGAAGAUGUCUAAGAACAGGAAGAAGAAGCUGAAGAAGAAGCAGAAGAAGCAGGCCGAGCUGCUGGAGCGCCGCAACAUGGAGCUGGGCGAUGGCCUGCGCCCCCUAGAGGCCGGAGACGAGGAGGACGAGGACGAGGACACGGACGCGCCCGACAGAGCGCCCUCCGCCACGCCCUCCAGCCAGCACACCUUACACACACCCAGCGGGGAGUGUGUGAGUGAGGUGUGGAACCAGCAGAACGAGUCGGAGUGUGCGAUGGACGUCACCUGCAACGGCCACGUCGGGGAGGACCUGAAAGAGAGCACCCUCGUGGCGGGGCACGCGCCCGACGUGGAGGACGACGAAGACGAGCCUCAGAACCCGUACGCCGACAACUGCAGCGUCUCCACGGAGACCAAGCCCAGCCCCGCCUACCCGGCCUGCAACGGCAGCGCUCCUGUCGCCAUGGCGAUGCCCGGCGAUGCGGUCGAGCUGCCCGGUGGCGAGCAGGCGUGCGGAGGCGCCACAGACGGUAACGGGCCUUCUGUGAUUGGGUCAGUAGAGGGGCGGGCACACAGGGCACCACAGGAAGAGGAGGAGGAGGAGGACAGGAAGCAGGAAGUAGAGGACAGGAAACAGGAAGCUCAGGCUGAGCUCCCAGAAGGCCUCUGUGGAGAGGCGGACGGCGGCGCGGCGGAACAGGAGGAGGACCCUGCUAAGGUGCCGCCCGGCUGUCUGUUGUUGAACCCUCUGGACCCCCUGAAUGCAGAUCAGAUCCAGGUGAAGAUCGCUGACCUGGGCAACGCCUGCUGGGUGCACAAGCACUUCACAGACGACAUCCAGACGCGGCAGUACCGGUGUCUGGAGGUUCUGAUCGGAUCGGGCUACAGCACACCGGCGGACAUCUGGAGCACAGCCUGCAUGGCAUUUGAGUUGGCGACUGGAGACUACCUGUUCGAGCCUCACUCAGGGGAGGACUACUCUCGAGAUGAAGAUCACAUCGCUCUGAUCAUUGAACUCCUGGGGAAGAUUCCGCGCAAACUCAUCCUGAAUGGCAAAUAUUCCAAAGAGUUCUUCAACAAGAAAGGUGAGCUGAGGCACAUCAGUAAGCUGAAGCCGUGGGGGCUGCUGUGCGUGCUGCUGGAGAAGUACGAGUGGCCGCGCGAGGAGGCCCAGAGCUUCAGCAGCUUCCUGCUGCCCAUGCUGGACCUGGUGCCCGAGAAGCGCGCCACCGCCGCAGAGUGUCUGCGCCACCCCUGGCUCGCCUCCUAGUGGCCGGAGGCCAGCACUGCACAACGCAACCACAAAACCUGCAGUCGGGACCCCCCCCACACACACACACUGGGGUGGCUGACCUGCACAUCGUAUCCAAGCACAGACAGGCACACACACAUGUGCGCGCUCACACACACACACACACACACACACACACACACACACACACACACACACACACACACACACACACACACACACACACACACACACACACACACACGUAACUGACUGCCAUAUCCGCUUUCAGUAACCAGAUGGUGACUGCACCAAACUGAGGUCCAACUAAUCAGAUUUAAUAUCUAUUUAUUUCUGAUGUUUUCUUUUAUUCUGUUUGUUUGUUUGUUUGUUUGUUUGUUUUUGUUGUUUAAUGGAGUUUACUUGACUUGCAGCUCUUAGUCUGUGGUGGCUUCUGUUCUGUUGUGUUGAGUCUGUGGCUGCGGUCUGGAGGCGCAGCUCACGCCGGAGGGACCGACGAACACGCGCGCUUUUGACCGUUCGCCGCAUCAGUGACGCUCGACAAACGCUCUCUUCUCUGUUCGCCGCGUUCCGUGACGCCCGAGACGCUCGACAAACGCGCUCUUCUCUUCUCUGUUCGCCGCGUUCCGUGACGCUCGACAAACGCGCUCUUCUCUCUCUGUUCGCUGCGUGUCCGUGACUCUCCAGAGGCUCUACAAACAAACGCGCUUCGUUAUCCGCGUCAGCGAGGCCCUUUUUUCAGCGUCGCUUCGCUCUCUUCUCUUCUGGCUUCGUUUUUUUCUCCUGGGCUCUAUGACCAGCACCUUCGGAUCUCGUCUUCAUCAUCAUCACCAUCAUCAUCAUGUUCGUUAGCAGCAGUCGUUUUUCUGGUUAUUGCGGGCAGGUUAGAUUUCUGGAGAGACUAGCUAUAAAAACACAAAUAAAUGCUUAAAAAAAACAAAA
Molecule: messenger RNA, 3145 nt
Organism: Sardina pilchardus (European sardine)
Lineage: Eukaryota; Metazoa; Chordata; Actinopteri; Clupeiformes; Clupeidae
Gene: srpk1b
Product: SRSF protein kinase 1b
Exons: 15
Coding region: 194-2221 (675 amino acids)
Biological process (GO): peptidyl-serine phosphorylation; intracellular signal transduction; regulation of mRNA processing
Cellular component (GO): nucleus; cytoplasm
Molecular function (GO): protein serine/threonine kinase activity; ATP binding
Source: RefSeq, a predicted model, not a curated record